CUUACGGCAUCUACUGUUUUGUUUGGUGUUACGCUCGUCUUUCCGAGAGGACCGAGACUUGUUUUUGAUGGGAAGAUGGUUGAUGGUGCAGUCCAUGCCUCCUUGUGGUCCUUCUUGACAUUCUCAUGGACGAAGGAGAUUAAUGACAGAGCUGUCCGAGAAAACAGACUCGAAGUCGAAGACCUUGGGGCACAGCGCGCCACCUUCCGUGCCCAAAACCUCCACCGCCACUUCGCCGAUAGCGACGGUAAAGGCUGGCAUCUCCUCCGCCGUAUCAUCGUCACCUUCAAAUGGCAAUUUAUCCUGCAAUGGAGUAUGGGACUCGUGUCGUCUGUCCUCCAGUAUGCUCCGACAUUUUUCCUCCUGAGGAUUUUGCAGUUCGUGCAGAUGUACAAGGUAGGUGAAGUGGAGUGGUGGUAUGGAUGGUAUUACGUCGCUGGUAUGUGUGCGGCGAAGCUGGCUUAUGCGAUUUUGUACGCUCAGGUGUGGUAUAUCUCUGCGUGUGUGCUACAGACAAAGGUCAACAGUGUCUUGAAUACGGCAAUUUUCGCAAAGACGCUGAAGCGCAAGGACAUCGUCGGAGUUGAUGUCAACACGGAGAAGAAGGAUGACGGAGAAGACGAUGAUGACGCAAGCAAGAAGGACAAGAAAGGUGAUGAAGAAGUCGGUGGAUCUCGACAGAAUGUGCUUAACCUCAUGGCCGUCGACGCUGACCGCGUUGCGACGUACUCGACGUGGGAUUGGAUGUUGGCUGACGCACCUCUCCAAAUCGCCGUCGCCAUCUUCUUCCUCUACAACCUACUUGGAUGGUCUACCUUCGUCGGCUUCAGCGUCAUGAUCGUACUCUUACCCAUCAACCAAUGGGCAUCAAAGUCAUACUCUUCAUCCCAGUCAAACCUCAUGAAGAUCCGUGAUCGUCGCGUCGGAAUCAUGACCGAGAUCUUGCAGGGCAUCCGACAGCUGAAAUUCAUGGCAUGGGAGCGAAACUGGGAAGCGAAAGUCAACGAGAUGCGUGAUGAGGAAGUCAGGGAGCUGAGACGUGUUUGGUUCUUGGAUGUAUGCUUCAACUUGAUCUGGAGUGGGAGUCCGAUUUUGGUUACCGUUUCGGCGUUCUUCUCGUAUACGAAGUUGCAGGGACAGGAUUUGACGCCUGCGCUGGCUUUUACGACGUUGAGUGUCUUCAAGGAACUCGGGUUUGCAUUGAAUAUCAUUCCGGAGGCUGUUGUUGAGGCACUUCAGGCGUGGACUUCGUUGAAGCGUAUUCAGCGUUUCUUGCAUUCGGCUGAGAUUGAGGAUGCACCGGUUGAUGAUAAGAAGUUGAUCGAUGAUACGAAUGCCACGAUCACAUGGCCUUCUGAUAAUACGCUUGAGAGCGUAACAGAUGCUACUCCUACGUUCUCGCUCAAGGAUAUCAAUGCAGAGUUUCCUCGAGGAGCUUUGUCGUUAAUAUUUGGACACACGGGAGCUGGUAAGACUUUGAUGCUGCUUGGACUGCUUGGAGAGGCGGAUGUGACCGACGGGACCGUUUCUUUGCCGCCUGCCGACAGUAACGCUUUCGAGCACGGUGAAGAUAUCAUCCCACCAGCGAAGUGGAUUAUUUCUGGUGCGAAGGCGUAUGUUCCGCAAACUGCAUGGCUUCUCAAUGACAGUAUUCGCAACAACAUCCUAUUCGGUCUCCCAUACAACGAGAAGCGAUACAACGCAGUCAUCAAUGCGUGUGCAUUGACUCGUGAUUUGGAGAUCCUCGAGGACGGUGACUUGACUGAGAUCGGCGCAAAGGGUUUGAACAUCUCUGGUGGACAGAAGGCUCGUGUUUCGCUUGCCCGGGCCGUCUAUUCCCGUGCGGAGGUCUUGAUCUGUGACGAUGUCCUGAGUGCGUUGGAUGCUCAUGUGUCCUCGCACAUUGUGAACAAGUGUUUGAUGGGCCCCUUGAUGAGGGAGCGAACAAGGAUUUUGGUCACGCAUCACGUCAAGCUUUGUAUGAACGGGGCUGACUACAUCAUGGCUCUCAAAGGUGGCAGAAUCGAGCAUGCGGGUUAUCUUGCUGAGCUCAAGCGUACUGGUAGUCUGCAGCACAUUCUCGACGAAGAAGAGGAUGAAGAGAUCGAACGCGAUGCUGUACCAGGCGACAAGACUGAUGCGCACGAGAUCGAUGGCGAUCCCGAGGAAAUGACCAAAUCGGUCGAUCUUGGGAAGAAGCCGAAGAAGUUUGUGGAGGAAGAGGCGCGUGAGAGGGGUGCUGUAAAGACUCAGGUCUACUCGUCGUACUUCCUCGCUAACGGAGGUGUGCUGUUCUGGUGUAUGAUCAUCGGUGCAUUCAUUACGGCGCAAGGUCUUGAAGUUGCUGAGAGUUAUUGGCUCAGGCUUUGGUCUUCGUCAUACAAAGGCAGAACUGCAGCCAUGUUGGCUAAGCGAGCCAUCGCCUCUGUGUCGUCCCAACAGUUCGCCUUCCAUACCUUCAAGGGCGCAACUGAAGAGCAUUCUGUCGAGUACUACCUCGGUAUCUAUGUCGCCAUUGCCGUUGUGUCUAUCCUCAUGGGCCUCGUUCGAUUUGCAGUUACCUUCUAUGGAAGUAUUCAAGCUUCCAGGGUUAUGUACCGCCGUCUCCUUCAUACGGUUCUCUAUGCACCCAUGCGAUGGUUGGAUACUACCCCAGUGGGCAGAGUGCUCAAUAGAUUCAGCAAGGACUUUGAGACCAUUGACUCCAAGGUUGCGAAUGACAAUGCUUGGCUGGCGAUCAACACCCUUGGUACUAUCAGUGUUACGGUUGUCUGCAUCUUCGUUACGCCAACUUUCCUCAUUGCUGCACUGUUGUUGUGCAUGUUUGCCGUUUUCAUCGGUCGGGUGUACAUGCGUGCUUCCCGUGAGCUGAAGCGUCUAGAUUCGGUCUCGAAGUCGCCUAUCUUUGAAUUGUUCCAGGCUACUAUUUCUGGUACAUCGGUCAUCAGGGCAUAUGGCGCCUCUCAGCGUUUCUUGCGUGCAUCUUUCGAAAAGAUGAAUAUCCUUGUCCACGUCCAAUACAACCUCUGGCUUGUCAACAGGUGGAUGUCUGUCCGCUUUAAUGUCCUAGGCGGUUUCUUCGCUACCAUCGCCGCAGCACUUAUCUUGAUAAAUAUCAACCGCGUGGACGCAGGUUUAGCAGGUUUCUCACUGUCCUUCGCUCUGGAUUUCCAAACGUACAUCUUCUGGAUGGUUCGCCGUAUUACUGAUGUGGAGUUGUCGAUGAACGCCGUGGAGCGUGUGACAGAGUACACCAACAUGCCCACGGAACCUCAGGAUCAACCAUCACCCCCGGCGACAUGGCCAGAGCACGGAGCCAUCAGCUUCCGCAACUACGAGGCAAAGUACGCAGCUGACUUACCCUUGGUACUGAGAGGCUUGACCUUCGACAUCAAGAGCAACGAGAAAAUCUGUCUCGUAGGCCGAACAGGAUCCGGAAAAUCAACCAUCACUCUCGGCCUCUUCCGUUUCCUCGAGGCUGCUGGUGGAGAUAUCUUCAUCGACGACGUGAACAUCUCCAAGAUCUCACUCUCCGACCUCCGUAGUCGUUUGACAAUCAUCCCACAAGACCCUGUCCUGUUCACGGGUACCGUCCGCUCAAACCUCGAUGCAUUCAACGAGUACUCAGAUGCCGAACUGUACGACGCCCUCCGUCGUGUCCAACUCAUCGGUGACGCCGGUUCGGAGACAGAAGACGGAAACGUCUUCGAAGAUUUCUCGUCUCCAAUCAGCGAGGGCGGCCUCAACCUCAGUCAAGGACAGCGUCAACUCGUCGCCCUCGCCCGUGCACUCCUCCGACGCUCCAAGAUCGUCAUCAUGGAUGAAGCGACGGCGAGUAUCGACUUCCAGACCGACACGAUUAUUCAGAAAACGAUUCGGGAGGAGUUGCGGGAUUCUACGGUCAUUGCGAUUGCGCAUAGGUUGUCAGUGAAGCAUGAUAGGGUCAUGGUGCUUGAUCAUGGGAAGUUAUUGGAGUUUGAUACGCCGGCUAAUUUGUUGGGUGAUUCGGAAAGCUCGUUUUAUGAUUUGUGCAAGACGGCAGGAGAGGUCGAAAACUUCAAGAGAGACCUCGGUAUUAAUUAGCAUAAAGCAGCGUCUCACGGAAUACGAGAUAUAGAGUAAUCUAAUGUCAGGUUUUUGGGGAAUUCAUAGCGAGUAAUGAUGAAUGGCAUUUGCAUUUGCAGC
Molecule: messenger RNA, 4185 nt
Organism: Saitoella complicata NRRL Y-17804
Lineage: Eukaryota; Fungi; Ascomycota; Saitoellomycetes; Saitoellales; Saitoellaceae
Product: P-loop containing nucleoside triphosphate hydrolase protein
Exons: 2
Coding region: 76-4083 (1335 amino acids)
Biological process (GO): transmembrane transport
Cellular component (GO): membrane
Molecular function (GO): ATP hydrolysis activity; ABC-type transporter activity; ATP binding
Source: RefSeq, a predicted model, not a curated record